UUCUCACGAUUAAGGGCCUGAUUCUGAUUAGUUAAUCAUUAGAAUGGUUAGAACAGUAAAGAGGAUUAAGAUGUAAAAGUUAGAUUGUUAAAUAAAUUGUGAUUUAUGUUUCAUUUUGGAACAAUUUAACUAAUCAAUGGUUAAUGAUCAUUUCAGGCUUUUCCUUGUUUGUUUACCUUAAUUAUAUUAUUGAGGAGAUCAAGUUAAAUCAUCAUCAGUUUCAGUUAAAUUAUUUCAUCAUUGAUUUGCUCUUGACAUUUUGCUCGUGUUUGUUUGCUGAUUAACAACAAUUAACAAAUCAAAUUUCCAUCAACAAUCAACACAAUCGUUUUACAAUGUUUACAUUUAAAUGUUUCAUUCAAAUUGUUUUAAUACUUUCAACUGUUAAUUGUGAUGAUUCAACAACAUGGGAUUCCUAUGAUAUUAGUUCAGAAUUUCAAUCAGGAAUACCAAAUAGUGUAAAAGUUGCAACCAAGCCAAAAUCCUUGUCGGUUAAUGUUGAUCAAUCAACAUUUAGUGUUCCUUCAAGUGAACAAUUAAAAUCCAAUAAAAAUGAACAAUCAGAUGAUUAUAAUGAUUCUGAUUUAAUUGUGAUUCCUGAUCCAAUGGCUGUUGAAUCAUUACUUAAGCCUGUUGAUGAUAAAGUUUUUUCAGUGUCCAGAAGCUUCAUGGAGGGAAAGCCCAAUGGUCAUCUUGUUGAAUCUGAGAAAAUGGUUGGUCAAAAAGUUGCGAAUGAAACAAUUAAAAUCAAUGGAAAAGGAUCAACAAUUAAACCAACAAUUAAACCUAAACUUGUAACAUCAAGGUCUGGUUUAAUUAGAUUCAAUUCUAAAGAUAGGGUUGAGAAAGUACAAUCUCAACAAUCAAGUGUUAAAUUAACCAAACCAACAACAAUUAACAACAAGAGGAAACAACAACAACAACAGCAACAACAAAGGCCGAUGCUGUUUGGUCAAUCGUCUAUUGGUAACAAUUUACAAGUUAAUCAACCAAUUAAACGGGCAAGUUAUGGUUUAAUUGGAUCAACUUUAUCGCCUGGGGCAAGAAUUAAAAAUGAUCACAAGGAAAAGUUGAAAAAGAAAAAGAUUAACGAGAUUAAAUCAACAGAUCGUCGGAUGUUGGGACCUUUGAGAUUAAUGUCACAAGAAUCUUACCUCUCACCUACAGCUCAGUUUUCACCAUUUUCACCUUCAACUGGUCAACAACAAUUAACUAAUCAACUGUUUCAAACAAAUCAACUUCCAAUGUCACCAUCAAUCUCUUACUUAUCACCAUCUCCACCAACAGCAAUUCAAUCACCAUCAAUAUCUUUACUUAAUUCAAUUGCAUCUCCAAGUAUAUCAACUGGAUUAAAUCCGUUGAACUUUUUUCAACAAAAUCAACAAGGAUCAACAUCAUCAUCUCUCGGUUUACAAUCUAAUACUAAUCAAUUUACCGGCUCAACGAAUCAAUUCAACACAAUUCCAAUGGCAAAUGUUCAAUCGAUUGGUCAAUUGUCAUCACCAGCAACUUUUCAGACAAUUUUACCUUCAUCAUCAACCUUAUUAACUAAUGGACAAUCAUUAACAACCAAUCAAGGCUUAUUAUCAUCACCAACAUUUCAACAAUCACCAAUUCAACAGAUACAAUCAUCAUCUCCUGGAUUGAUUCAGAUUCAAACACCCAAUGUUCAAUCAUCACCAAAUAUUCAGACGAUUCCGAUUAUUCAGAACGUUCCAAUGAUUCAAUCAUCCCCUGGAUUAGCAUCGCCAAUGAAAGUAACCAAAACUCAAUCAUUUGAAUCUAACCUUGUUAAGCCUUCGAUUUCUCUGGCAAGUCCACCAACCCUUGCAACGAACUCUAUGUUAACCUCGAACAUUGGAUCGCCCCUUCGAUCGACCAAUUUUAUACGAACACCGAUCGGUCUUCGAUCACAAUUAACACGAACAUCGUCUUACUUUAAUCCUUCAAUUCCCACUCGAUCUCGAACUGUUUAUACACAAACUCAACUGGUACCCACUCAUACGACAGUUUAUACGACGACACAAUUUUCACCGGCGACUCGAACUACCGUUUAUGAGACUGAUCAUGUUCCCAUUUAUGGUUCGAGCGAUUCGAGUAUUUCGACCAAAUCAAGUGGAUAUGGUUCCUCGAUUGGAUCACUAUCGAAAUAUGGUACAUCGUUUUAUUAAAAUUACUUUUUAUUAAUUGAUGAAUUUAAAAUACAUCAAUUAAUAUAAUCUCCCCAGUGACCAAUUAGCUUAUCUUCUAAUGGCUAAUUAAUUGAAAAGUACUAUGAUUAUCAUUUAACUUUGAUAUAUAUUGUAUAUUUAAUUUGAUUGUGUAAAAAAUAAACAGCUAAAUUUAAUUGUA
Panonychus citri (citrus red mite) is the source of this 2352-nucleotide messenger RNA. RefSeq lists its product as uncharacterized. The coding region runs from base 336 to 2171 and encodes 611 amino acids. The transcript has 6 exons. The record is from RefSeq and is a predicted model, not a curated record. Lineage: Eukaryota; Metazoa; Arthropoda; Arachnida; Trombidiformes; Tetranychidae.